This is a messenger RNA of Saccoglossus kowalevskii, 1320 nucleotides long. RefSeq lists its product as uncharacterized. The record is from RefSeq and is a predicted model, not a curated record. Lineage: Eukaryota; Metazoa; Hemichordata; Enteropneusta; Harrimaniidae. Gene Ontology annotation, molecular function: nucleic acid binding.
AAAUAGCGUGGCGUGGUCCCAUAAUACCCCGCGCAUCACGCGGCCAUCUUUGCAGCAGAUAGAACAAAGCUGUGAGGGAACAUCACGAGUUUGGCACCACCCAGAAACAGCGGAAAACACCAUGUCCGACAGCUCGGAACAACAACCCGAGAAAAGUGUAGCCUUGGAAAAAAAGAUCUUAGCCGAGAAAGUAUCUGGUACUGUGAAAUGGUUUAACGUGAAAAAUGGUUAUGGCUUCAUCAAUAGGAAUGAUACAAAUGAAGAUGUGUUUGUGCACCAAACAGCCAUCAAAAAGAACAAUCCAAGGAAGUAUUUGAGAAGUGUGGGAGAUGGCGAAACGGUAGAGUUUGAUGUGGUCGAAGGUGAAAAGGGUAAUGAGGCUGCCAAUGUGACAGGGCCAGAGGGGGCACCAGUACAGGGUAGUAAAUAUGCUGCAGAUAGACGCCGAUUCAGGCGCCGAUACUAUCCCAGACGUCGUGACGGUGCCCCACAAGGCAGACGACAAGACAAUGAAGAUCAGGAUGGUGAUGGAAACGAAAAUGAAGGUUCAGAUAGUGGCGAAGGUGGCCAAAACCUACAAAAAGAUAGACAGAGGCGCCGUCGUCCGUACUUCUAUCGCCGGUAUAAUCCACGCUACAGGGGAGGAGGGAGAGGAGGCGGCCCAGGGCGUAAUCGUGACAGAGACCAACUAAGAUCUGACGACAGUGGUGGAGAGGGUGAAAAGGAAAAUGAUGGCCAAGAUCACGGCCAGGAUCAAAAUCGUCGCCGCCCAUAUCGCAGAUUCAGAGGAGGAUACAGAGGAUAUAGGAGGCGUCGUUAUCAAGGAGAUAGAGAUGGGACCAGAAGGGGCAAAGAUAAAGAUGACCAGCAAAAAAGUGAUUCAGCUGGAGAGAAUGAGAACAGCCCACCAUCACAACCAACGCAGACACCAACACAAACAGAGACUCAAAAACCUGAAGAAACCCAAGCAUAAACAAACUGUAGUAACUUGGGACAGGCACAUGUUGCGCAUUUUAAAGGGGGAUACAGUCAUGACAUGUCUGUUGAGCUUGCUAAGAAUUUUUACCAGCUUUUGAAAAAACGGCACCAUGAAAAAAAAUGACAUGGAAGUGCUCUUAAAAUUGGUAGUUGUAGACAGCGAAAAAAAAUGCAGACAUGUCAUUACUUAAAAACCUAUUUUCUAGAAAAUAUUAUUUCCUACUUGUUUAAUACCUUACUAAUAAGAGAGUUGGAAUACAUCCUCUUGUGUAAAACCUUGUGUGAAAAAAACAUGCAACAUGUGCAUAAUAAAGCAUGAAUAAAGGGUUGAGCAGCACAAGA